AAUGUCAGUGGUUAUUGAAUUUGUUAAAUGUCCAUUGGGAAACUUUAACGAAGAUGACGAUAAAAUAUGGAAAUCGUUUCUAUAUAUUAGGAAUCAAACGAAUGAACCAUAUUUACAAGGAAUUAUCAGUUUGAGAGGAUGCAACGCCAGGAAAUAUUUUGCAUUCGAGAUGAAAGUUUUAUUGGAAAACUUUGAUGCGAGGAUGAAAAGAACUCUUUGUCCUAAUUUCAUCGUACUACCUUAUAAGGAGAGUAGCCUUAAUAUGAUGUAUACUAAACCCACAACGAUUACAUUUGGUACAACAAGCAUAACAUUCCAGCAAAAAACAACUUCGGAAUCUGAUAGAAAAGGUUCUUGUCUAAUUGAAGACGUUGCAGAUUAUAGCGAUAUAUUUAAAACAAUCAAAGAAAUAACAAAGGACAAUAAAUCGACGGAACAAAAGCUUGUUUGCCACUUUAUAGACUUUAGUAGAACGGGUAUAGAAAUCUCUAGAGAAGAUCUCAACAAAAUCUGCAUUGGCUACGAUGAAGAAAAGUUAAUAAAUCUAACGGAUAAGAUCAAUAGAAUAUGCUUUAAGAUUUUCUUUAAGGAAAUACCUCAAUGGUUUCUACCAGAACACGAAAAUUAUAAUCAACCUCUUGCAGUUGCUCAUGCUCGAUCGAUGAUCCUAAUUAAAUUAGGUGUGUUAAGAAUGAAAGAUGUCUUUGCUCCAAAUUCAAAAUACGGAAUAUUUACAGGUGAAAAUUUAUGGAGAAAUUGGAAUAAGAAAUCAAAAUCAUUGAUAAAAUAUAACAAGGAUAAAGAAAGUAAAAGUUGUCUAGUUAUGGCAAAAAUGAAAAAGAUUAAUAAAAAGUAUAUUAAAAGAGUUUUAAAUGGUAAAAAGGACGAUAAACAACAACAAAUUCAAGAUAUGGAAAAAGUAUUUGGCGAAUAA
Molecule: messenger RNA, 934 nt
Organism: Dimorphilus gyrociliatus
Lineage: Eukaryota; Metazoa; Annelida; Polychaeta; Dinophilidae
Source: the annotation of a GenBank genome assembly